AGGGAAACUGCUGAGCUGAGGAGGAGGCCACAGCCUGAUCUGCAGCAGUCCAGCCCUUGGGACUCUUCUCACAUCCUAUCUCCUAAUCAUCUCUGUCUCUGGAAUUGUCACUAUGGUGACGGUGCGCAGGCCGUGGCCCGCCAUGGUCACAGUGCUGCUGGUCCUGCUCGUCUGCUUGGGGGCGCUGGUCGACGCCUACCCCGCCAAACCCGAGGCUCCUGGCGAAGACGCCUCGCCAGAAGACCUGAGCCGCUACUACGCGUCGCUGCGCCACUACCUCAACCUGGUCACUCGGCAGCGGUAUGGGAAACGUGACAGUCCCGAAGCUCUCCUCUCCAAACUGCUUUUCCUGGAUCGCGAGGACCGCCCCGUCAAGUCGCAACCAGAAGGCGCCUACAUGUGGUGACGACCCCCAAGGCCUCCUGGGAGACACGCCAAUACACCGACCUCAUUUGCAUGUUUGCUCCUGACCCUGAAACCUGGAUUCCACUACCCGCCGGCUGCAUCUGGGGGGGCUCGGGAUGGGGCUUUCAUCCCAUUUCUCACUGCCCCACCCCGGGCUGGAGAGUUGUGUGUGGUCCUUCUAUGGUCCCUAAAUAAAGAGCAAAUUUCACU
Messenger RNA from Vicugna pacos (alpaca), 615 nucleotides. RefSeq names its product peptide YY (gene PYY). Gene Ontology annotation, biological process: neuropeptide signaling pathway; feeding behavior. The record is from RefSeq and is a predicted model, not a curated record. Gene Ontology annotation, cellular component: extracellular region. Gene Ontology annotation, molecular function: neuropeptide hormone activity; neuropeptide Y receptor binding. NCBI's taxonomy places the organism in Eukaryota, Metazoa, Chordata, Mammalia, Artiodactyla, Camelidae.